AUGUCUGACGUUCAGAAGCCUGUUGAGGAGACCCCCGCGGUUGUUCCUGCCGUCGAGGCUCCUAUUGAGACUCCUGUUGAGCCUACAGCUGAGGCUCCCGUUGAGGAGACCCCUGUAGCUGCUGAGGAGACCACUGCUACUCCUGAGGUACCAGUUGAGGCCGCUGCUGAGCCCGUUGAGGAAGUGAAGGAGGAGAUUAAGCCCGCCACUGAGGGUGUUCUCGGUUACAAGGCCCCUGGUCUGGUCAAGGGUUUCCGUUUCGCCAAGCGCUUCUUCUACUUCCAAGACGAGCCCGUUGAGGCCAAGUCUCUGUCUACCUUCCACCAGAACGAGAAGCCCGCUGUUUCUCACCCUAUCGCUGCCUGGGCCAGCCAGACCGGCAAGGGUCUCCUUUUCUUUGUCAAGCGCGCCGAGGACAAGGCUACCCCCGCUGGUAUCUUCAACCUCGCUGAGGUCACCGAAGUCAUCAAGGAGAGUCACAACGAAUUCAUCUUCAAGGUUUCUGGCCACAAGUACACCUUCCAGGCCUCCACCACUGCCGAGCGCGACAGCUGGUUCGUCGCUAUCGAGGCUAAGGUCGCUGAGGCCAAGGCCGAGAAGGAGACCAUCACCUCCAGCGAGGGCUACAAGGCUGAGUUCGAGAAGCUGACCAAGCCCGCUGUUGCCGUCGCUGCUGUUUCCCCCGCCGCCAAGAAGGAGACUACCGAGGAGACCCCUGCUGAGGAGGCCGCCACUGAGGAGGCUGCUGCCACUGAAGAGCCCGCCGCUGAGGACAAGGCCGCUGCCACCAAGAGCCGCUCCCAGUCCCGCAAGCGUGUCAGCAUCUUCGGCAAGGUCCUCGGCAAGAAGGAGGAGGAGAAGAAGGAGGAGGCCGAGGUCAAGGCCGCUGAGCCCACCGAGGAGACUGCUGCUGUUGAGGCUACCGAGGAGACCACUCCUGAGACCACCGUGGCUGCUGCUGAGGCCGCUCCUGCUGAGGAGGCCGCCGCCGAGGCUGAGGAGCCCGAGGUCGCUAAGGAGGAGAAGAAGGAAGAGAAGAAGAACAAGCGCUCUUCCAUCUUCGGCAACUUCUUCAAGGCAGUCAGCCCCUCUCACGAGAAGACUGAGAAGGAGGCUACCGCCCCUGCUGAAGAGACCGUUGUCGCCAGCACCGCUCCCCAGCUCGAGAACCCCGUGGAGGAGACUGCUCCUAUUGAGCCCGAGGUUGUCGCUGCCGCUGAAGUUGAGACCCCUGCUGCCGCUGAGACCUCUGCCGCUGAACCCGUGACCACCCCCAAGGACAAGUCUCGCCGCACAUCUUUCUUCGGCUUCGGCAAGAAGGAGAAGAAGGAGAUCUCCGACUCCGAGGCUGCUGAGGAGACCAAGAAGAACAAGCUUGGUGGUCUUUUCCGCAAGCCCAGCAAGGCUGUAAAGCUCCCCAAGGAGGAGGAGGCCGCUCCCGUUGAGGCCGAGGCCAAGACCGAGGAGACUGCUGAGACCACUGAGGCUGCCCCUGCCGUCGAGGAGACCCCCGCUGUCGAAGAGACCAUUAAGGCCGUCGAGGCCUCCGUCGAGGAGCCCAAGAACGUUGAGGUCCCUGCCGCUACCCCCGUCCAGGCUGCGGCUUAA
Messenger RNA from Penicillium taxi, 1608 nucleotides. RefSeq lists its product as uncharacterized. NCBI's taxonomy places the organism in Eukaryota, Fungi, Ascomycota, Eurotiomycetes, Eurotiales, Aspergillaceae. The record is from RefSeq and is a predicted model, not a curated record. The transcript has 4 exons. The coding region runs from base 1 to 1608 and encodes 535 amino acids.